AUGGCUGCAAAAUAUCCUUCAAAUGAAAUAGAUCUUCGACUAUGUUCCAUAUAUCAACAAAAUUCCGGUUCAUGUCCUUCAUUAUCAUGUAAUAAUCUUCAUGUAUGUCGUGAUUAUCUAUUAAAUAGUAAAUGCUUGAAAUUGAACUUAAAUGGAAGAUGUUCACAUUCACAUUCACUUUUUACUCUACACAAUCGAAUUAUCCUUGACAGAAUGCCUAAAUUAUCAGUACAGAAUGGAGACGAAUUUGAUAGAGUAGCUCAACUUAUUCGAACUUCAGAAUCAAAUUCUUCAGAAAUGGUAUCACAUAGCGUUGGACGACUUUCGAUUUCAGAUGACAAUCAUGAAAUUGAAUUGAAAAGUGGAACAAGUACUAUCACCAGCGGACGAGAUGAUGCUAAACUAUUGUUAUAUAAUUCAGCACCUGAACCUUCAUCUUCUUUAUAUAAUAAUCAAUCAUCUAAAAGUACUUUUACUUCAUUACCUGGACAUGCUACUUCCAGUGAUCGAUCAUCAUUAAUAAAGAAUACAAAAACUCCUGUAUCUCCACGUCUUUCGACAUUAACCGAACCGAGUGUUUCAAAAACAAUGAGAUCAAUCACACCAGACUUUUCUUUAUAUCCAACAUCUGAAAUCGCUAGUCGUAGUUUAAAUUUACGUGAAAAGGACUUCGAACAGCCGAGAAAAACUGAUAGAAAAAUAUCUACAACAAUGUCCUUAUCUACAUUUAAACCAGAAUAUAAAGGAAAAUUUACACACAAUGAUCUUUCGAAAUCCUUUAGUGAAAUUGAUGAGAGACUUCGUACCAGUCCAAUUGCUACAACAACAGCUUCCGGAAAUAGAAAAACAAAACGUGUACAUUUUCAUUAUGAACUAGGGCAAGAAGACAGCACGUCAUCUACAUUCAAUCCAAGAGAUCAAAUCAAAAAUUUAACACAAACAAAAUAUAUUUCUAAUAAAUAUAUAAAAGAUGAACAAUUAUCGUAUAUUCUUGGUCCUGGCAGACAUCUAAUGGAAAACGAAGGAUGUCAGAUACUUCCAUCCGGCUAUCGUCGAUUAACAAAUAAUGAUCAAGAAAAGCAAAUUGAGAAAAAAUUAGAUAAACUUUUACUUACUAAAUUAAAAUCAGAUCUUGUACUACUUAACAAUAAUGAACUUGCAUUGAUGAUUCCUACAAGUGCAGCAGAAAAACUUUUUGAAGAAAAUCAAAUACAUUGUGGCAUAAUCUCUGAACCAUGUACAAUUUCACUUGAUAUUGAGGUAAUACGUCCAGCAAGAAAUGAUCUUACUCAAUCAAUGUCAGCAGCGUCGAGUAAUAUUAUACCUCCAAGAACACCGAUGCGACAAGAUCAACCAUAUUUGUUAUCAUCGGAUGGAAAACUACGUAUACAAAGCACUAAUUCAUCGAUUGGUGUAGUCUAUGAUGAUAUCAGUCAAGUUCAGGUCGAUAUGAUGGUAUGUGUGACUACAUCGGGCACAUUAUUGAAAAGUGUUCUUUCUCGAGCUGGUCCGUCAAUUGAAUCAGAAUAUCGUAAAAUGCAACAUUCAACAGAUGAUAUUAUACUUGGUGGUGGUUCCACUAAAGCACGACAAAUUAUUUGUGCUGCAUGGAAAUUAGAAGUUCACACAUCAGAUAUCUCAAAAAUUCAAAAGUCAUUAUCAAAUUUAGUUAAACGAUGUCUUGAUCAUGCAGUUCAACGAAAGAUGAGAUCAAUUUCUUUUCCACCAAUUGGUACUGGAAUGAUUGGUCUUGAUCCAAAUAAAGUUUGUGAAUCAAUGAUAAUGACAGCUAUUGAACAUUUAAACAAAUGUACAAUGGAUGUAUUAUUUGUUAUUUAUCCAUCAACUAAAUCAGAUCAUAAUCAAAACACUUAUCAAAUAUUUCGUGCUUAUUUGGCUAACUUUUGCCAACAAAACGGAUCGAAAAAAGUUGACAUAUCGUCGGCAACUGAUGUUUCACAAUCAAGAUCAAUUCCAGUUGACACAAGUCAAUAUAUUCGUCGAACUUUGGAAUGUAAACAAAUACGCACUGUAUCAGCAGACUUACCAAAUAUAGUUGACUAUCAUAAAGAAUUGUUGAAAUUAUUAAAAGGAUUGAUCAAUGAAACAACAUAUGAUCUAUCUCUUGUUCAAAAACCAUUCGUUGAUCAAGUCGAACACUUAGUUGAUGUAUGUCUCAAGUAUCAUGUAUUACCACGUAUUGAUUUUUCUAAAAAUAAAUUAAUACUUCGUGGUGAUCGUGAAUCAUGUUCACAAUGUUUUGCUAAUCUUCGACAAGAAAGAUUAAUACAUAAAUAUUAUAUUUAUAAAACUGGAAACAUAUCUAACGAAAUUAAACUGAAUACGUAUGAAUCAAUGAAAAUUGAUGAAGCUUUUUCAGUUGAUAAAUCGAAAAUUCGUAUUGAACGUGAUAAUAAUAUUAUAUUUGAUAUUGAUUUAAAAACUUCACAAGUAGAAAUCUACGAUGAUGAAAAACCUGCUCGUCUUGAUAGAAAACCAUUAAACGCAGAUUCUAAAAUUGUUCCUCCAUCGACAUGGUUGCAUACUUCCUUGAUGAUUCAAACAUUUUCAAUCUCACAUCUUCAAUUUAAUUCAAUUGAAUGUAUUCGCGUCUUUGAACGAUCAAUGCCUAAAUCUGAAUGGUUGAUGCUAUUCAAAAUUGGCCAUUAUAUGUUCACUAUGCUGGAAAAAAAUAUAAAAAUGAUAUAUUAUUUUUUUCAUGGAUGUCCAUUUUCAUCUGUUCAAUCAAUAAUUCAUUAUGGUUUACAUUCCAAUAGGGAUGGACAAGAAAGUUUGAUACGCUUAACUUCUGUUGCAUCAAGUACUCAUAUAUAUGAUACACGUCGUUCAACGGAUGGAAAAUAUUAUAUGUUUGCUGUUCAAUUAUCAUCAAAAAAGAUUUCUGAUCAGGAUUGUAUUUGUUUGUCUAAUGAGGAUGCUCAUUUAGCAUUACCGACAUAUUUAAUUGUAUAUCAUCGAAACAAAAUAAAUUAA
Messenger RNA from Rotaria sordida, 2994 nucleotides. The record is from the annotation of a GenBank genome assembly. Lineage: Eukaryota; Metazoa; Rotifera; Eurotatoria; Philodinida; Philodinidae.